GAGUUGCUAUUCGUUCAGUUCUUAUCAUUGAUACUAUUGUUUGUCAUAAUAUUCAUCACAAUUAUCGGCAAUAUAUUUGUGAUAACAGCCGUUACGGCAACACCCAAACUGCAGAUCAGAUUCAAUUACCUGAUCCUAUCGCUCAGCAUCGCUGACCUAAUGGUGGGCGCGCUGUCAAUGCCGGUGUUUGCUUAUCACGAAAUGGUACACCUGAACGACUGGCGUAUGGGGUACUCCAUGUGUCACAUCCAUAACUUUGUUACGUACGUCCUGUCUAUCGCCUUAUUCUACCACAUCUUCUUCAUAGCCAUCGAUAGGUAUGUCUCGGUCUCGAGAGUUGACUACUCGCGUAACCGGAGCCUAAGGCCGGUGUGGGUUAUGAUCGGUAUUUUGUGGACAUUAGCGGUUGCCAAAGGUAUGGGCCGAUUGGUCGGUCAUAUGGGAAGCGAUAUGAUAUAUGUGGAGAGUAUGGACGCACACCUAUGUCUGUGGUCAGAUGACCCGGAUUAUUGGGCCGUUGGCACAGUCAUCAUAGCAAUGAUACUGUUCGUGAUCAUUUAUUCGUUAUACCCUAAAAUAUUGUGCAUUACCCGCACUCAUAAAUCACGGGAAUUUCGCAACAAAACCCAAACUAAUGCCAAUCGUAGUAUAGCUGGGAUUCAACAACAAAAGUCAACCGAUCGGGCGCUAAGUCGAGAGUUUCAAGUGGCCAUCCGAUCGAUUAUAUUCACCAUGGUGUUUACACUUUGUUUAUUACCCUAUUGUUUCGUAUAUCUCACUAUUAAUAGGAAUCAAUUGGAUUACCAAUCGGUAGCUUUUAUUCAUCUAUUUAUUUGGUGUCUUUAUAUUAAUUCAAUGCUUAAUCCAAUAGUUUAUUCCCUGUUUAAUAGGGAUUUUCAGUUUGCAUUUAAACGUUUAAUGUUAAACAAGUCAGUGGUAAACCUGGUUAUCAUAUACGGCACAAUACAUAUGGUAAACGCCAGGGUAACCAUUACGGACCGUUUGGCCACCAGAAAUUCGCGGGUCAGCGCCCGAUCUAUCUGCACGCCCUGUGCCACUGACACCGUCCACGAAAUGCCAAUCAUUAUCAGCGCCGGCCUUAAGCCCCGGUUCUGCGAGUACUCGACCCACGAGAUCGUUAAAUAUCUAUCAAUGGCUAUGAAAAAGAUGUGGAGGAAUGAAGCGGUGCCGCAGACA
Medioppia subpectinata is the source of this 1197-nucleotide messenger RNA. The record is from the annotation of a GenBank genome assembly. NCBI's taxonomy places the organism in Eukaryota, Metazoa, Arthropoda, Arachnida, Sarcoptiformes, Oppiidae.